AUGGAAUCGCCCAGCGUUUUCGGACGCUUCCCGCAAUCAAGAUUAGACAGCAAGUCGAGACCUCGAUCAAGAAUCACAGAAUGGGUAAGCGGACUUGGGGAACAUGCGGAACUCAUCGUGCCUACCUACGGAGUCAUCACCCACGGCAUUUCUACAAGCACUAUCAACAUCAAGGACCAGAAAGCGACCAUCCAGCAAAUACUCGCAGACAACUACACAGUCAUCCCCAAGGCGGAGAUCUCAUAUGUGGGAUGGCUAACCCGAGAAUCACCUCUCAAACGCGCAUCCUCAAUCGUGGUGGAGUUCACGGACCCAGAAAUGGCCAACGCCAUCAUCUACGCAGGGAUGGCGUGGGACGGACAGAUACAUACAUGUCAACUCUAUGAUCGCGCCUGCAGAGUCAAGCAAUGCUUCCGGUGCUACAAUUACGGCCACAUCGGCACUCAAUGCGAUGCAGCCCAAACAUGUGGCUAUUGCGCCGAGCUACACGAGACCAGGAACUGCACGCAGAAGGGAGUGGAAGGCUUCACUCCCAGUUGCCCAGUCUGCAAAGGUGCCCACACGGCAUGGAGCAAUGCCUGCCCAGCAAGGAGGAAAGAAUUGGGAAGAGUUGAGCAAGCAAAGCAGGUUCGAAACAGCUACUGGCAGGUGCCCCCCAAAGACGAACCCCUUGAGAACAACAACUCGCGGAAGAGACCACGCCACGCACGCAGCCCCACCCCCAACGAAAUUAUAACAAUAGUGAGCCCUAGAGAAGCACUCCCGGACCAUACAGACACCACCCAAGAGCCUCCACAGGCGCAAGAAGAUCGUGCAACACCAGCACCACAACAUGAACCACAGCAACCGGAGAUCUACCCACAGUUACUGGCGACAGAAGAACCCCAGGAGACCGGUCCGGCGGUAGGUGUCAACCCAAACAUGGAAACUGUCGAGACCAUACCAGCCGAAGCAGCACCAAUAUACCCCCUGGAAACUAUACACGGAGAAUUCAACAUAACUGAGGCGGAUGAAUGGCUGGCCAGUUUAGCAAACAACGUUGCCGAGGACUGGAUACACGACCCUGGAACGGUGGAUACUGUUCCGACAUCCAUGGCAACGAACACUCGCACGGCUCAAGGACACAUCUACAAGGCGUGCAAAUGUCCAGAGCACCAGGAAAUCUACAGCAGCUGGCCAGCACAAGACGCGGAGCUGACGAUCGCCCACUGCAUGAAGAUAUGCAUGUACUGCGGCAGAGACUUCCCGCUGGCAGCUGAAUUACGCAAGCAUUUGAAAAGAAAGGAGUACUCGUCUCGAAGCCUGACACGCCUUCACCCCGGGAUGGACGCAGAGGCCCCGCGUAGAGCGGCCAUUCCGUCAGCUGAGGAACCGGGUGACCCGGAGCCGAUCCCGAAGCCGAUCCCCUACAAACUGCCCCGAAGCAACGCCUCUCCUAUGCUAGAACACCAGGAACUACGCAUCUUACAGUACAACGUGUGGAAGUCGAGAGACGUCGUCCUCGCCAGCCUGUUCCAAAACCGAAAAAUCCUCGACUACGACAUCCUGGCAAUUCAGGAACCGUGGCGAAACCCCUUCAUCGAAACAUCAUAUCACCCCCUCAAGGCACAAUUCCAACUAACAUAUCUCGCCAAUGCCGCAACGAGGGUAUGCCUAUACAUCAGCAAACGAAUCAACCCUGGUACCUGGAGUGUCUCAUACAUCUCUAAGGACAUCAUCUCCCUGCAGAUUCUCAAUCCCCAUUCUGGCAGAAAGGUCUCCGUUUUCAAUGUCUACAAUGAAGUGGGAACCGACACGCUUUCCACGAUGGCAGAAGCGAUCAGAGCACUAAACUCACCUGAGGAUAUCAUCGUACUUGGGGACUUUAACCUGCACCACCCUCUCUGGUCCUCAACACACCGGCACGGGGGUAGGGGACCAAGUGCCCAAGGCCUUCUUACAGUCAUCGAAGAAUUUCAGCUGCAGCUUCUCACAGAGCCCGGAACCCCAACCCACCGAUGGAAGGAUGGAGAGUCUACGAUUGACCUAACAUUUGCCUCGGAAGAUUUAGCAGACCGUGUGACCCACUGCAAGGUUGAUAGGGAAGUGGACUGUGAUUCGGAUCACCUCCCAAUUGCUCUAGUGUUCGACUGGAACUGGCAACCAGUAAACCCAACAAGAAAGCGUCUAUGGACAAAGACAAACCUGGAAUUACUGCGGAAAACCGUUGAGACACGCCUACCUCGACCGGGUGACACCACAGAACUUAAAAACAAAGAUGGUAUCGACAAAUUCGUCUCCACCAUCAUUAGGGCACUGGAGGCGGGCAUCGCCGCAUCUACUCCAUGGUCAAAGCCUUCCCCUCGAUCAAUUGCGGGGUUCGACCAGGAGUGCAAGGACAUAUGCACCGAGGUCCAACAGCUCCGCCAGAGAUGGCAACGAUCAAGACAAGACGAGGACUACGAGGCCUACCGGGAAGCGCGAAACAGGAAAGGCCGACAUAUCCAAAAAAUCCUCCGCAACACUCACCGGCAACGAGUCGAAGAAGCAUCCGCAUCGCAGUCGGGUCUUUGGAACCUGGUUAAAUGGGCCAAAAACAGACACGACAUAACACCCGCAUGUACUCCGGCUCUGGUGAAACUAGACGGAGGGUCUGCUCACCGACCAGAGGAGAAGGCAGAAGUGCUCCGCCAAACAUUCUUCCCACCACCACUCCAGGCAGAUCUGUCAGACAUUGGGGGUUACGAAUACCCCCCACCCAUCGAAUGCCCGGACAUCACCGUGGCAGAGAUCGAGAAGGCAGUGCGCAGAGCCUCCCCGAACAAGGCCCCCGGAGCCGACGGCAUCACCAACGGAAUCCUGCACCAGACGCUUGAUAUCCUCCUUCCCAGCCUUCACAAACUCUUCAAUGCGUGUCUUGAACAGGGCUACUGUCCCACUCAUUUCAAAGAUACCAUCACGGUAGCCCUCCGAAAGCCAGGGAAAGACGACUACACGCAACCCAAAGCGUACCGGCCAAUCACUCUCCUCAGCACGUUGGGCAAGGCCCUGGAAGCCAUCAUUGCCAACCGACUUGCAUAUAUCGCCGACGUCUACCGACUCCUCCCCAGCCGCCACACGGGGGGCCGGAAAUUGGCCUCGACUGAGCAUGCCAUGCACUUCCUCCUCCAACAAAUACACCAGGCAUGGUCCGAAGGCAAGGUGGCCUCCCUACUCCUACUCGACGUGUCAGGAGCAUACGACAACGUCUCUCAACAACGACUUCUACAUAACCUCCGGAAACGCCGAGUUAGUGAGAGGAUCAUAGGGUGGAUAGAGUCAUUUCUAAGCAACCGAUCUACCACUCUCAAGCUACAGGAGUACACUGCACCGUCGGCCCCGAUUCAAACUGGAAUUCCACAAGGAUCGCCCAUCUCGCCGAUUCUGUAUCUUUUCUACAAUGCUGACCUCAUUGAAGUAUGCAAGACAGAGGAGACAGAGGCGGUUGGAUACAUUGACGACGUGUCAAUCCUGGCUGUAGGCCCGACCGCACAGCGCAACUGCAAAACCCUUAAGAAAAUCCACCGAAACGCCGAACAAUGGGCGCGAAGGCAUGGCUCCCAGUUUGCGCCAGCAAAGUACGAACUUGUCCACUUCACAAGAGACCCAAAGGCAAACAGUACGCACGCCUUGCGCCUACCGCACGCCACAGUCGAGGCCUCCCCAUCAUGCCGCUACCUGGGCGUCCACAUGGAUACCAAACUCCGAUGGGACUACCACCGCGAGAAGGUAGAAGCAGGGGCCACGAAACGACUCUCAGCAUUAUCAGCCCUGGCAACCUCAACAUGGGGAACAGGAGCUAUUAAUCUCCGGCAGGUGUACAGAGCAAUGAUCAUACCUCAGAUGCUGUAUGGCUGCUCCGCAUGGCAUAUCCCCGGUAAUGGCUACACGAGCCGAGGCAGUGCCAUGAUAAACGCCAUCAAGAGGAUCCAGAGACGUGCAGCCCAAAUAAUCACGGGAGCAUUCCGAACAACCGCCGGGCCAGCCGUGGACGUAGAGGCACACCUGCUUCCGAUACAACAGCAACUCGAGCAAACAGCGCUGGAAGCCACUAUGCGCAUACGAAGCUCCCCGUUACACAAUGACAUGGCGACAUCGAGUGAAAGCAAUACAAGAACCAACCGAAAGCGCGAUGCGCUGAGCCCCCUCGACCGUUUCUCGGGCAUCCUGGAGCACAAGUACAACGUAAAACUCAACCAGCUCGAGAAACGCCAACCGCAUGUUGUACCACCGUGGUGGACCCCACCUCUCAUCUGCAUAAAGGAUUCGGCCAAUGACGCGAUCAAGGAACACGACACCAUGGAACCGACGACGAUGCGCAUCUACACAGACGGGAGUAGCAUCAACGGUCACGUUGGGGCAGCAGCAGUGGCGCCCUCACUCCAGGACAACGGCAUCUGCAUGAAACGGACUCAAUACAUGGGCGUAUCCAGCACCUCCACGGUGUACUCGGCGGAACUCAAGGGCCUGGUGUUAGCUCUCCAGAUGGUAAUUGACAUCCAUGCAACUGGCACUGCCCCCGGAAAAUGCGCCAUCUUUACCGACAACCAAGCUGCCGUCCAAGCAGUCCGGAAUCCCAAGAAUUCGUCGGGCCAGUAUAUCCUCGUCGAAGCUAUACAAGUACUCGAUAGGCUGCGAGACCUUGGAUGGGAGGUGCAAUUUCACUGGAUUCCAGCACACGUCGGAGUACCGGGAAACGAAGAAGCAGACAGACUGGCAAAGCGGGCCGCCGACCCUGCCUUGAACACUGAACAACCCGAACCGGAUCUGAUACGGACGCUGCUGGCAACCACGAAAUCCACCAUCCGCCAGGCGAUGAAAGGCGAAUGGGAAACAUCAUGGGAGAAAGGAAAGCACGGUAGAGAUCUCUUCCGACUUGGGGCUCGACCGGGAAAAGUGACUCUCAACACACACAUGGGAACACACAGAGCAAUUAGCUCCGCGAUCACACAGAUGCGUACAGGCAAGAUCGGCCUCCGUGCGUAUCUUCACGACAUCAAUAAGGCCGACACCGACAAAUGUCAGUGCGGCUACGGACCGCAGACUGUGCGACACAUCCUCCUGGAAUGCCGGAACUGGGCAGAAGAACGACAUCGAAUGUGGGCAGGCAAGUCUCCAUGCGUGGACAUCAAACGCAUUCUCUGUAGCUCGUCAAUGGCAGUACAAGCAGCAAAGAUGAUGAUCAGGACAGGCCUCCUGGGUCAAUUCCAGGCGGUCCCGUCCACAGUACUCCAAUAUAACUAG
Molecule: messenger RNA, 5262 nt
Organism: Histoplasma mississippiense
Lineage: Eukaryota; Fungi; Ascomycota; Eurotiomycetes; Onygenales; Ajellomycetaceae
Exons: 3
Coding region: 1-5262 (1753 amino acids)
Molecular function (GO): RNA-DNA hybrid ribonuclease activity; nucleic acid binding
Source: RefSeq, a predicted model, not a curated record